Molecule: messenger RNA, 384 nt
Organism: Fusarium proliferatum ET1
Lineage: Eukaryota; Fungi; Ascomycota; Sordariomycetes; Hypocreales; Nectriaceae
Exons: 4
Coding region: 1-384 (127 amino acids)
Source: RefSeq, a predicted model, not a curated record
AUGGCAUCACGGCUAAAGUUAAGCACUCUCUGUAACAUCGCGAAUAGAAAAGUCUGUCCCAAGAAACAGUCGAUUGAUGCACGGACGUGGCCGGUCGAAGGUUUUGGGCACAUGACGCACAGGCCCCUGGCAUCCAGAGAGGUCACUGUUGGCAGAGAAACAACCCUGGGUGUACGUGUAAUCGCGAGGAUACGGUUCAAGGUACCCAUCUGCCGCCCUGCCGGCCGAGCUCAGACCAACGCCGAAAGACAAAUUUUGGAGUGUGACGAUCGAUCUGGAUCUUUUGGUUGCAACCGUGCUGAAGCCAAGCUCAAGCUUUAUUGCAAUUAUCUCGUCAAAACAUCUGCCGUGGAGCCCAAGAGCCCAACUUUCUAUCUUUGUUGA